GCGCCUGUGGAUUGAUAAGAAUUUGAUAAUAAAUUGUAAUAUUAAUCAUUCUGGUCAUUUCAAAACAAACCAUUUGGUAAAAGAUAAUUGUGUGUUGUUAAUACGUUUGGUAUGGAAACUCAAAAUUAUUUUAUUAAAGAUGCCGACGAAGGUCUUAUCACAGUUGAUGUUUCGAAAGACGUCGUAGAGGAUUCUAUGACAACAAUGAACCAAAGUGAAAUUCCACCAGAUUUAAUACAAUCAGUAAAUGAUGGCACUGAAGAUGAUGCAACGAAAUUAACUCUUGCUUAUGAAAAUUUAUAUGAACUACCAAGAACUAUAGUGGAGAGAUUUUCGGAUCACAUUAUUUAUUUGGAUAUCAGUCAUAACAAAAUUACAAAUUUAGAUGCACUUGUUCAUUUCAAGCACCUGACGUCUCUCAUAGCUGACGAUAACCCCAUCACCGAAAAUUGUCUUCUGCCUCCCAUGCCAAAGCUGCAAUUGCUAUGGUUGAACAGAUGUAAGAUAUCGUCUUUAUAUCCGUGGGUGGGUAAACUUAAGGAGUCUUGUCCAAAUUUGCAGUAUCUGUCCCUUAUGGGUAACCCGGCAGCGCCUAGUUAUUUUAAUGGUGGAACGUUCUAUGAGUACUUACAGUACAGGCUUUUCGUCGUAUCCCAGUUUCCCUCCCUUACCCACCUGGAUGACAGGAAAGUGACAGAUGACCAGCGUUCAGAGGCCCACAGAUUAUAUAAGAGGCCAUUACUGGAAAGGAUCAUCAAACCUGGUUCGGGCGGUCUAUCCCAACUGAUGAGCAGUUCCAUAACUUGGAAUUCAGUUCAUAAUAAGCUAUCAUCAUUGUGGGGUAAAGACAGAAAUCAAGGAAGGAAUUUACUUAUAUAAGUGAAAAUAAUAUAUGGUUCUGUUUAAGCCGUAAUAUGCCAACGAAUUUGAGAAGAUUACGGUCAUUGAAUAAUUGAUUAUCCUAGCAUAGUAAUGUUCAAUCAAUAAUAAACUAGCUAUUGGCUAUUCCCAUAUGGAUAUAUCGUAAAUUUAUUGAAAUUUUAUUUGGUAUCCGUAGUUAUAUUUAAAUAAAAUCUUUUUGCGAGCAUCUGAUGACUAUUGCAACGUCUUUCAUAUAACCUGUUAUAUAAUUUUGGACUAUUCCAAGUAAGUAAUUUAAUAAUGACUUAACAUAUUUUCUAACUUUGCUAAAAAAUUUCGUCUUGUUGGAAUGAAAACUUUAAGGGUUAGAAUGGAUUUUUAAGGACUUGUUAGUGUUCCUUUAAGACGAACAUUAUUAACAUUACUUACAAGUCACAAUCAAUUGCCCGCAUGUGUUCGAGCACUGUCUCUGUUUCGCUCUGGCUCUGUCUCUGCUUCUCUCUCGCUCUAGCUCUUUUUAUCCCCCCCCCCCCCAGGAGCGUAAAACGUUUAACGCAACCUUGUUGGAAGUAGCAUAAGAAGUUUCACUUCAAGAAAAUUGUUGAUAUAUUAACGACACUAUUUGUUAUAAGUCUAUGCUAAAGAUGAUUGAAAUGUUGCCAUAUAAAAGCCCUUUUAAUUAAACGUAUCCGCUAAUGCAAAAUAUCUAUAUAUAUAGUUUUAAGACAUUCGAAUUUAUUUUUAAUAUUACAAACGCAUUUCGGUUGUGUGAUUCGCCAAAUAAUUGUGCCUUUUUGUAUGUAUUUAAAAAAAAAUAUAUUUUCCAUUAAGGAUCUGUCUUUACAGCUGUUUAUCGUUUGAACUUAAAAAAUGUAUGUCAGUCGACUUUUUGUCUUCUACGCUUAAUUUAUUUAGUAUCAUUUAAGGUCAAUUAAGGUCAAUCUGUUUGUACAUUUUUUUAUUAAUAAAUUACUUUAUCACG
Molecule: messenger RNA, 1843 nt
Organism: Danaus plexippus (monarch butterfly)
Lineage: Eukaryota; Metazoa; Arthropoda; Insecta; Lepidoptera; Nymphalidae
Product: leucine-rich melanocyte differentiation-associated protein-like
Exons: 6
Coding region: 112-879 (255 amino acids)
Molecular function (GO): protein binding
Source: RefSeq, a predicted model, not a curated record